Sporothrix schenckii 1099-18 is the source of this 876-nucleotide messenger RNA. Its product is annotated as 3-oxo-5-alpha-steroid 4-dehydrogenase 1. The coding region runs from base 1 to 876 and encodes 291 amino acids. Gene Ontology annotation, biological process: steroid metabolic process. The record is from RefSeq and is a predicted model, not a curated record. Gene Ontology annotation, molecular function: 3-oxo-5-alpha-steroid 4-dehydrogenase activity. NCBI's taxonomy places the organism in Eukaryota, Fungi, Ascomycota, Sordariomycetes, Ophiostomatales, Ophiostomataceae. Gene Ontology annotation, cellular component: membrane. The transcript is spliced from 2 exons.
AUGGCGCUCAUCGAGGGCUGGAUCCCCCCGACGCGGGAGCAUUACGAUUUCAUCUUGAGACUGUGGACUUUCUACCCAAUUUUCCCCUCGCUGCAAUGGAUCAUCAGCUGGUACGGCAUGGGCAAGACGUCCGUUGACAGCCGCUUCAACAUCCCCGGGCGCAUCGCCUGGAUGACGAUGGAGAGCCCCGGCUUCCUGACGCUGGUCUACAUUAUGGGCACGCUCACCAAGGAGCAGGGCAUCUCAGACCUGCCCUGGCAGAACAAGGUGCUCGCCGGCCUCUUUGUCAUCCACUACAGCUACCGCGCCAUCAUGUACCCGCUCAUGGCGCCGUCCAUGUCGCCCAUCCACCUGCUGGUGUGGUGUGCAGGCCUCAUCUUCCAGCUCUUCAACGCGACCAGCAUAGGCUCUUGGCUUGCCGCCUACGGGCCCACGACGGCUGCCGAGUGGGACGCGCAGCUGUCGCCCUGGCCCACGCUCCAGUUCGUGGUCGGCAUUGCCGUGUUCUAUCUGGGACUGGCGGCCAACUACUACCACGACGACGAGCUGCGGGAGAUCCGGCGGCGCGAGGAACAGCGGCGCGCGCGCAAAGCCAUGGAGGACGGCACGCCGCUUGAAAAGGUGGGCAAGCACUACCAGAUCCCCGAGGCCGGGCUGUUCAAGUACAUGCUGUACCCGCACUACUUUGUGGAGUGGGUGGAGUGGACGGGCUUCUACAUGGCGGCGGGCUGGGGCUGUGUGCCGGCGCGCAUGUUUGUAGUCAACGAGGUGUUUGCGAUGCUGCCACGGGCCGUCAAAGGCCGGCAGUGGUAUAUCCAGCGCUUCGGUGCCGACCAGGUGGGCCGUCGCUAUGCUGUGAUCCCGGGUCUAAUUUAG